AUGCCUUUCAGGAAGAACCACAAGAACAAUUCUAACAUCCACACGACUCUUUACGAUCAACAUGUCGUCAUUGUCCCGCCGCCUCCACCAAGAUUCACCAUAACAGAAUGGUACCUGAACAAUCGGCAGAGGUACAGGGCUUGCGACGAUCAGCAAGCCCUGGCCGACAAAGUUCUUGCGGAAUCGGAUCGGGUCAGGGAGCAAACCGACGAGGAAACCAAAUUGAAUAAGCGAGAGGUUGACCAUCAUCUCGGGCAAAAGAUACAGGACAUCGAGUUUAUGAAAGGGGAGAUCGACAAGCAAAGAAAAGAAGUUGUAAAAGAGAUGGACAAUCUGACGCUGUACGCUGAUAGAAUAAACGAUGCGGUGCGCUGCAUCGACGAGUGCUACAAUAUAUGCAAGAAGUGCAUCAUAAUGCGCGAAGUCAGAUUGGGAAUUGAUUUGUGCCACGACGAUGUUGAAAGGGAGCUGCUGAAAGAAAGGGACGUUAUCGAGGGCGCAAAAGCGCUCUUAACUCGAGAUCUUCAGCAAUCCAACGAGCAAUUGCGGCGUUUACGAAUGACCGUAUACUUUAUGGACAGAGAUUUAGAAGAUAAAUGCAACGUGCUCAAAAUCGAUGAACACAAUUUGGGGUUGAGAGAAGACUCUUUAAAUCUCAGCAUGUACCAUGGAUUCUGUCCGCUAGAUCCAGCCUCAAUCACUGCAGAAGAGUGGGAACAAUUUUCGAAAACGAGCAUAGAGAAUGGAGCCAAAGAAAUAAACAGCGCAAGAUUGUUAAGAUCCUACGUUGAUACCAUUAUAAAUCAGGCGAUGAUGGAUCUGAAGAAUCAGUACCACGUCGUGAACGAUGCUUUCCGUCGGCGCAUCGAGGAAACGAAGGAAUGCAAAUCGAAAAUGGAAAUUCAGCAUGCAGAGGUUGUGCGGCAAGUGAACGAGAUAACCAGAUCGUUGACCCGUUUGCAAAAGUCUAUGGCGGAGAAGGAAGGUUUCAUGGCUUUGGCGCAUACGCGUUUAGGGAACAGGGCGCAAAGACCCGGUAUGGAAUUGUGCAGGGAUUUGGUUGAAACCAAUUUAGUGAAAGAAGUCACCGAACUUCGGUACAACGUAUCCAGAUUGCAACAAAUGAUGGCUGAGGGCCAAGCUUCGAUGCGGUAUUUACUGAAGACUCAGAUACAACUCGAGGAAGACAUCAACAUUAAAACGAACACUCUGAAAAUCGAUGAGGUGGAUUGCAUGACUUUGAGACAAAGCAUGAACUAUCAAAAUUACUAA
This is a messenger RNA of Nicrophorus vespilloides, 1272 nucleotides long. Its product is annotated as tektin-1. NCBI's taxonomy places the organism in Eukaryota, Metazoa, Arthropoda, Insecta, Coleoptera, Silphidae. The transcript has 6 exons. The coding region runs from base 1 to 1272 and encodes 423 amino acids. Gene Ontology annotation, cellular component: nucleus; microtubule cytoskeleton. Gene Ontology annotation, biological process: cilium assembly; cilium movement involved in cell motility. The record is from RefSeq and is a predicted model, not a curated record.